CUGGAACCAGAUGUAGUUCCUGCUGAUGAUUCAGUGCUGCAUGCACACAACCGACAGAGUGAAGGAAAGACCUCAAUGCUUCGACACAACAUGAGCUACCUACAGAAAACGCAGUUGUUUUGAGGACUUCUGUUGCCGUCCGCAUCUGUUUGUACAUAUUUGUAAAACUUUAUGGCUGUUCAGGGAGACCGGUUGUACCUCAUUGCAAUGGAAUUGUUUUAGGUUUGGGCUACUUUACAGGAACUCUCUGAAAGACUUUGUUUAGUCUGCAUUAAUUCACACUGAGAAAAAUCAAGAGAAGAUGGCUGCACUCAUCUCAGAAAACUUUAAAUUUGUCGCGCUCUUCUUCAAGAGUAAAGAUGUCGUGAUCUUCAAUGGCUUGAUAGCUUUAGGGACAGUAGCGAGUCAAACAAUAUACAAUAUUUUUGCAUUUAACUGCCCGUGUGCACCAAAGAAGAACUACCUGUACGGCCUGGCAGCCAUUGGCGUACCAGCCCUGGCUUUUUUUGUCAUUGGGGUGAUGCUCAAUCGGAAUACCUGGGACAUUGUGUCAGAGUGCCGCACCAGAAAAUGUCGGAAACUAUCAAUGUCUGCUGCUUUUGCUCUGCUGGGCUCCAUUUUUGGGAGAGCAAUUGUUGCCCCGAUCACUUGGUCAGUUAUUUCCCUCCUGAGAGGAGAGGCGUAUGUCUGUGCUUUAAGUGAGUUUGUAGACCCCUCUACUUUGGAUCAUUUCCCUCCUACUAAAAAGACUCCAGAGAUCAUGGCCAGGUUUCCUUGUAGUGAUGUACCUGCCCUAUUUAGGAACUUCUCAAGAGUGAUUGAACGCGAGCUAAAGUAUGAAUCCCAGUUGUUGGGCUGGCUGCUGGUGGGAAUCAUCUCCCUCAGUGUCUUUCUCCUCCUCUGUCUGAAAACGUGCUGCUCUACCCUUGGCUAUCAGCAGGAGGCGUACUGGACCCAGUAUCGUUCCAACGAACAAGACCUGUUCCAGCGUACGGCUGAAGUACAUUCUAAAUACCACGCUGCUGAAUGUGUCAAGAGCUUCUUUGGUUUUGUGGCCCUGGAAGAGCAGGAGAAGAAGCUUCUAGAAGACUGCACGGGAAUCAAGAGCGUCAUUCCCAGAGAGGAGUGGAACCGCAUCACUGGGGUUUGCAUGUACAGAGAGAUCGACAACACUCCGGUCUACAGCCGUCUAAACAAAUGGGACAUGUACACAAAAGAGAACAACUGUUAGUUGAAUGAAUGAAAAACAUAUUGUGCAAUCUGUUAUACAUUCAGAAUUUUUCAUUUAUUGUUUUUGUUGUUCGUUCAUGGUGAACAUGUUGCUUGAGUAUUGUGUUGAUAUUUGUCACCGAAGGCUAUAAUUCAGUGUUUCUUUUUUUUUAAGGAUAAUAUGAUUUAUUUUAGCUUAGGCUAUUGGCAGCUUAAAUGGUCAUGUUUUGAUAACGCACAAUUAACUAUUUAGCAUCUGUUUUAAGAGACAUGAUGUAAGAUAUUCUCAGGAUGAGAUGAAAAACAAUAAAGUGCUGACAAAUUAGUGUCUAAUGAAUUAAUAAUAUUUCCCACUAAAACAUAUUUCAAACAAAACAUAAUGAAAAGUAUACUUGGAAGUUAGUUCUAUGAGUAAUUGAUGUUUUUGUAAUGCAAUCUACAAUUAAAGAAAUGCUUGCUGUAUAAAUACAAACAAUUUCUUCCUAGUGCUAAAAUAUGUAUAGAAUAUAGUAUAGAAUAUUUAUCCUAUUUGAAAAACAUAUAUUUCAAGCAAAGUAUACUACAAAUGCAUUUACAUUUUUAUAAACCUAAUAUUUAAUGUACUUAAUGCACUUUAAUUGUGCUAGUAUACUAAAGCCCAACUAAAGAUACACUUCAGAUAAAGAUAAAGAUACACAAGUGUAUUUUG
Messenger RNA from Puntigrus tetrazona (Sumatra barb), 1897 nucleotides. RefSeq names its product calcium homeostasis modulator protein 2-like. Bases 302 to 1231 code for a protein of 309 amino acids. NCBI's taxonomy places the organism in Eukaryota, Metazoa, Chordata, Actinopteri, Cypriniformes, Cyprinidae. The record is from RefSeq and is a predicted model, not a curated record. Gene Ontology annotation, molecular function: monoatomic cation channel activity. The transcript has 3 exons.